UCUCCAAGGGGGCUCGCGGUAGCAGGUGAGAGCGCAGCAUCGCCUCCUCGCGCUUUUCAGAGACACAGAGCGGAGCAGAGGAGCAGCGGAGCGGAGCCAUGGGAAAGCUUCAAGAAUUUGAUAUCACUUUUACCAACAACAAGGUGGUUUACGGUCCGGGAGAGUCUAUUAGCGGGACUGUGAAGAUACGAACCAGCAACUCGCUGCAGUACAAAGCCAUCAAGGUGAACUGUCAGGGCUCAUGUGGGAUCUCCAACAAAGUGAACGACGCCUCAUGGACUCUGGAGGAACAGUACUUCAACAGCACAUUGUCUGUUGCUGACAAAGGAACUCUGGCGGCAGGCGAACACAGUUUCCCUUUCCAGUUUCUCAUUCCAGUUGCUGCCCCGACCUCCUUUGAGGGACCAUUUGGUAAGAUUGCUUACCGCGUGAGGGCAGUCAUCGACACGCCCCGCUUCUCUAAGGACUACAAAGCCCAGAGGCCCUUCUAUCUACUCAACCUGCUCAACCUCAAUGAGGUGCCUGACAUUGAACAUUCGAGUCAUGCUGUGACAACAAAGAAAUUCAGCUACCUCCUGGUGAAGACGGGGACCCUGAUGCUGAAAGCGCGCAGUGACCUGAGGGGUUACGUCCCAGGUCAGGUCAUCAAGUUAGCUACGGAGAUCCACAACAAGUCUGGGAAGGACACGGGAUGUGUACUGGCCAGUCUCAUACAGAAAGUGACCUAUAAGACCAAGCGGCCUGUGUUUGACCUGCGGACCAUUGCCGAGGUGGAGGGAGCCGGAGUGAAAGCAGGAAAACACGCAGAGUGGAGGGAGCAGAUCAUCGUGCCUCCUCUUCCUCAGUCAGCAUUAGCUGGCUGCAGCCUCAUAGAUAUCGACUAUUUCAUUCAGGUGUCACUAAAAUCUCCAGACGCAGUCGUCACUCUGCCCAUCUACAUCGGGAACAUCGCUGUGAACUUGUCUCCGUCGAGGCCCCUUCCCUCCAGUCCAGACCACUGUGUUGCCUCCAUUGCACCCAGGGCUGCAGGAGUGAUGCCCAGUGCCCCGCCGGCCGAGGAGGAACCAGAGGAGGGGUUGUGUGCAGGGGGCAUGGACAGUGAGGAGAUUCCAACCAAGAGUCACUCUCAGCAGGAUCCCUCGGGUCAGCCGGUCACCAUGUCCCCCAGCGCCUUCAGCCACGCUCCAGGAGCGGCGCUGCCUCCCAGCCACAGACGGCCCGAUGCGUCUGCACCUCUGUUCUGUGUGUCCACUGGAGCCACCAUACCUUUCUUCACCGAGGGAAACGUGACUCCUGUACCCACUUCCUGUUCGCUCAUUCUCCCUCCAGAGUACAGCAGCUGGGACUACCCUCAUGAGCCCCCACCCACAUAUGAGGAAAGCUGCAGUAGCGCCAACUCCAGUUUCAACAGUAGACAGUAGAGAAGAAGCAGGUGCAUCAUGACCACGCCCACCCACACCUGUCUGCACUCACCUCCUGACAAAUCAGGACGGAGUCACGCUGGACGAAAGAGGAUGGACAGUAACACCACCACCCCCACCACCCACUCCACUCCUCCCAUCGCCCUAAAGAUUUUUUCUUUGUCCUUUUAAUGAUUAAAAAAAGGGAUCACAUCUUAUAUUGAAUAUAAGAAUUUGAUUUCACCUCAUGUCCCUGCAGGUGUUGUCAGACAGAACGGGUGAAUAUCACUGUGCCUAGAAGAAGUAUUUUGGAUUGUCACGCAGCAUUUAGAAACAUUCAGUGAUUGGACCUGUUUCCUUCUUUGGGUAAAAUCUGUUCUGUUUUGUUUUUUGUUAUUUUCAAAGAAUUGUUGCAUCUGUGAUGCCUUGAAAAUGAUUUCAGCCUGCUGAAGGCUCGAGCUUGACAAGACCAAACGUUGGCCUUUUUGGUGGCGUCAUUCCUAUUGUGCACUUGUUAUUGUGGUCCACUGCUGUCUGUGUGCGUCUCAGCUGUCCUCAUCAUCAGCAGGGCAGAGAUGUCUUCAUGCUGGAUAUCAAGAUGAGAGCUUACAGCCACAGAUCCUGGUCUGUCUCUAGAACUAAUUAAAACCCCUGUGUAGGAUCUUUUUGUGAUUGUAGCACGUAAAAUCAUGCACUCAGGGGUUUUAAAGCGAAAUAAUGUUUUAGGUAAACCUCUCAGUUGUGUAACUUGAAAUACAAGUAGCAGUAAAGAAAAAAAUAACUCUUAUGAAACCAACCAACAUAUUUUAAAAUGUUAUUUAUUUAUUUAAUUGUUUUAUUGAUAUGAAUCAAACAAUUGGAAUAUUUAAAUGUUUAUGUUUAAAAAGUCUGUUUCUAUACAAGAUUAUUUAUGUUGGGAAAUUUCACCAUAUAGAAGAGCACAUGCACAGUCAUGCUCUGGAUUUGAAAGUAAUAAAUUACUUUAAGAAUAUAGAUAUGUUUUUCCUCUAUGUACUGCCACCUGGUGUCAACUCAUAUAACUGAGAGGUUUUCCUUUGAGACCAGUUUUGUAUUCAGAGGACAGUUUAUCUGCAGAUGAGACUCAUUCUUCCUGCAGCUGGAAUCAGGACUGCAGCACUGAUGCAGUCUGGCUCUGCCCUCUUGUGGUCAUCGCUGGUACAAGCUUUAUCUCAACUUGGUCUUGAAACUAAAACUUAAUCCAUGCAAACUGAAAUGCUUAACUGAGUCCCUGCUCCUGUGAUGCACCGAGGUCUGCUGUAUAAAUUUACAUUUUAGUUUCUUGCAGCUGUCUGUUGAGCAGAACUGACAAAUAGAGGUUUGAGAUACACAUUGUUCAUCUUUUCAGUCUCAGUAGGGAAGAGAUUGUGUGUUGUGUUUUUUUCCUCCUUUUUGUUGCCUUAACUUUCUUUCAGUGUUUUGUUAGUGAGAAGAGAAUCCUCUGAGAUUUCUGUCGGUGCAGAUGAACAUACAUGUGCACAACACAGCACUUUCUGACAGUUUGAGUGCAUGGGUUUCUGUAAGAGUCCACAACUACUGUACAUGUGUGUGCAUGAGCGUGUGUGUGUGUGUGGUGUGUGUGUGUGUGUGUGUGUAAAGUAUAGCUUAUUUGGACAAAAUGCUAACUUGACCUGAGGUCUGUUUUCAGUCAAACUCAAUAGUUUUCAGAUAGAUUCCUUAUUCAGUCUUUGUAUUACACUGUCUGCUAGAGACGUUUUUGUUUGCCAGUGUACAAGGGCUGGGUGAUAAUUUCAGUUUUAAUUUUCAGUGUAAUCAUAUCAAGAUAUGAUCUUAUUUUAAACUGUUGUCCAAAUUAAUUUAUCAACAAAAUUAGUUAGUAAGGUCUUUGUUUUGCACAUAUGAAAGGUUUGGUCUUGUGUAAUGCAUAACAGUUCAUUGCUUUAAGAACAGUUUGAUUAUUUUAUAUCUCAUUUUGCAUAAAUUUGUCUCAUUGUGUCAUAUGUUCAUGACAGAAAAUAUCCGUAUUUUAUCACUUUGAUUUUAAGUAUAACACCCAGGCCCAGCUGUUGUAAAAGCAUCAGCACGUAUUCACUGUCAGUUUCCUGUGGGAAACUAAUGCCACUGAAAAAUCUUAAGCACAACUGCUGUACUGAACGUCUGUGUGACUAUUGAUGUGAUUGUCUUAGUUAACCACAUUGAACUACAAUUAUUAUUCAAACCUGUGAAUUCAGAAGAAAAAAAAAAGCAGUUCUGGUGUUUUCUCCCUGUGGAUCAUGUUGCCACGUUGUUUUCCAGAUCCUGUGUGUUUUAUUUUUGACCUUUUUCACAGACAGACUACUUUUACUGUUAGAGAUCUGGCAUUCAAACACUGAUAUUCUGGCUCUACAUUAUUCUGAACGCAUGCCUUAAACAGUCUGGAUUCCCACUGCCCCCGGAGCCUGUGAUGGUCUCUCUUCUUCUCUGUCAGGGAGGACAUCAGGGUGUUGCUCCUGCAGUUCCUCCUGUCCUGCCUCCUGUGGACUGUGCUAAGUGCACUUGAUGUAUACAAAUGUAGCUUUUAAAAACAGUGAGGACACUGGACCUUGGACCUGUUGAACUUUUUUUUCUUAAUUCUUGUUAUGUGCAAUUCCUCUCAUCUCUAAGAAUGCUGCAGCAGCAGCUUAGUUUCCUGAAGUAAUUUCACGCUGCCUUUUAUUGAUCCUGAUUCUGUUGAAUUCUUUUCCACCAAAAGGUACAAUAGCUUUACAGUAUGAAGCCCCACUUGUUCUGUGUUUUUAUUUCAGUCUCUCCUCCUCACAUAUUGAUGAGUGGUGUCUGGUUUUGUAUUUUUCUACUUGUAAACUGUUUACAGGUGCAGUAUGCAGAUACUAAUGGUAGCACCUCAAUCAGUAAAUGUAAUAUUUCAACUUACAGUGCAGAAUCAAACUUGUACUGUACAGUAUAACAAUAAAAUUAUAUGACAUGCA
Messenger RNA from Lates calcarifer (barramundi perch), 4345 nucleotides. RefSeq names its product arrestin domain containing 1b (gene arrdc1b). Lineage: Eukaryota; Metazoa; Chordata; Actinopteri; Centropomidae. The transcript is spliced from 8 exons. Gene Ontology annotation, cellular component: cytoplasm. The record is from RefSeq and is a predicted model, not a curated record. Gene Ontology annotation, molecular function: ubiquitin-like ligase-substrate adaptor activity; ubiquitin protein ligase binding. Gene Ontology annotation, biological process: protein transport. Bases 99 to 1421 code for a protein of 440 amino acids.